Molecule: messenger RNA, 1026 nt
Organism: Alternaria infectoria
Lineage: Eukaryota; Fungi; Ascomycota; Dothideomycetes; Pleosporales; Pleosporaceae
Exons: 1
Coding region: 1-1026 (341 amino acids)
Source: RefSeq, a predicted model, not a curated record
AUGCGCAGCUUCAACGAGAAUCUUGUGAAAGAGUUUGAGGAUGCAAAGAAAGACCUCGAGGUCGAUGUUGUCGAGCUUUACCGAGAGGUUGCAAUUGCCAAUACCGCGAUAGUCGCUAUGGUCAACGGCCGGGUCAGGAUUCUUGAAGAUGAACUGCACCGGCAGCGACGUAACUACGAAGUACGUGACAUGCUGGCUGGCCAACGAAUGGAGAGGAUGAUGCAAGAGACAUGGACAAGCGUAGAGCAACUCCAGAGCAUGAUAACUUCCGCAACCUUUUCCAAGCCAGCAGAGAUUGCGCAAAAUCUCGUCGUGAAUCCUCCAGCUUGUGGUUCGAUAUAUAAUCCCCGAAAUAACCUCGACGCUUUCAUCAUCGAUAAGGAGCAACCGGGCUUCUCAGGCAAAGCAAACCUCUGGGUUUCCGAAAAAGAUAUCAUACACAAACUUCGUCUGUGGAUGACAGAUAACACGAAAUCGCGGACAUUGUGGAUAUCAAGCCCGUAUAAGCCAGGUGUAGCCGUCCCGAGCUGUCGAGCAGCAGUCAUGGCGACGAUAGCUGCAGCAUGGCAAGCGGAAACUCCGAUCAUCUCGUACUCCUGCAGCCGACCAUCCAGGAAUCAGUUGCGUCCCGGUAUGAACGUCGAGCAAGUUGGAAUGAUCAGCCUGGUAUACGGCUUCAUCCGUCAGCUUUCACAAUUUAGCAGAGUCGACGAGGAGUUCGAGAAUCACGAUGACGACUUCGCUGCUCUCAACGGAGAAGUCUCGUCCUGGGAUGCCAGUCUAAGACUUCUGAAGAUGCUCUUAAGAAAGGCGCCCGUCGUUACGUUUUGCGUGAUCGAAAACCUGAAUGAUUUGGAAUGGAAUAACGGUGGAGUCUGGUGCAAGCAGCUGCUUGAUGUUUUGAGAGAGUGCCAGCAGGAGACAGGGGUUUCCUUCAAUAUUCUCUACUCGACAACUGGCCAAUCGCGAGUGCUGCCUGCAUACGUCAGCGUUAGGGAUCGGCACAUGACGUCAAGUCGAACAUGA